UCUCCCGCCACGGUGACGUCACUCUGAGUAGUGUAGUGCAGUGAGAAGGAGCCAAAACCCAGCUCCGUCUGCGUUACAUGGCCCGUAUGUAACUAGCGAGUGUGUUUUAGAACGCGCGCCUCUAUAUCGCGAGUCGUCAUUUCGCGCGAGUAUUAUCAAUGUGCCCGAGCGGACGUCGCGGUCUCGGUAUCGCCGCGCAUAUUCGCGCGCAUACGUUCGUGCGACAACGGGAGUUUUACGCCGUCGAGACUCGCGGCUAACUUCUCGUUGCGUUCGCGCGCGUCUCGCUCUCGCGUCUACCUAACGAUCCGCCCGAUCUCUUGUCGUCGGUCGGAGACGAGGCGCGACACAAGUGGUGAAAUUUACGUAUCGGAAUAUCGGUAUGUCUAGAAAUAUAUGUGUGACUCGAGAGGGCUAGUGUUGUGAAAAAAAAAAGGAGAAAGUAAUCAAGUGUGAAUACGUAUUCCGAGAAGCACAGGCUAUGUAUAUAUGCUCUCGAUGCGUGUCGCCUACACGUGUGUACGUGCGUGUAUCGUCUAGAUACAUGCACGUAUAGAGAGAGGCGUGUAUAUGUGUACGCUAAAAGAGUGUCGUCGUUUCGUGCGCGGAAGGUCACGCGAGUAAAGCGGUAAAAAAAAAAAGAGAAAGAGAGAGAGAGAGAGAAAGAAGAAACGUGUUCGAAUUGAUUCGCGUUAUCAACAGUGGGCAACACACACGCUCGUUGGCGCGAGCGAUCGAGGCUCUCGCGGAGAGAGAAUUGUCGCGCGCGGGUGUUUGCACUGUGCCAUAUCGUCGUGUCGUGUGAUCGUGCCGUGUCUGCCGUGCUGUGCCGUGCCGUGUCGUGCCGUGCCGUGUCGUGCCGCUCCACGCGCGAGGCUCGAGCGAAGCGCGCGUGUUGACAACGUCGACGGGAAUUUAUUAUGCCACGCCGGGAUGAGUUGGUCCCGCGCGCGUCGAAUGGCCGGGGGGUGCUCCUCUCCUCGUGGUGUGACGUGUGAUUGAAAGGGAGGCGGCGGCCGCGACAAUAAUCCCCGUCUCACGCGGAUUCAGUGAUAUACGAUGUGGUGUUCUUCGGCGACGAUACCGAUCCUCGCAGUCGUAAUCGUCAGCGGUGUCUGCUAUCGAGGCUCCUCUUCCUCCGCCUUUUCUACGUCGGCGUCGGAGCGCGUCGCGGCGCAGAGUUUUCAUCUCGAGGGCCACGUCGCCGUCGUCGCCGUCGUCUCGGUGAUCGCCGUCGUUGCCGUGUCCACGCACGCACGUGCGAUCGCUCCCUCGACGUGUCGCGUCCUCGACGCCUGCCCCUGCCGGCCUCGUCUCUUUGCCGGCUAGUGACUAGUGCUCGUCAAAAAUCGUUCGUCUUUCUUUUCCUUCUCGUUUCGCGGCCGCGAGUGAUCGCGUUGCGAGUGCGGGACGCGCAUCUCCGUCGGUGGAGAUCGAGCGAAGACAGGAGCCGAGGAGGCUAGAUUCGAACGUGAAGAGAGGCUGAGGAGAAGGGGAGAGAGAGAGAGCCAGCCUGCUUUAAUCGACCGAAAAAUAGCGCGUCUUGUGUGUCGGUGAAGUGUACGGUGAAUUAUUGUUCCGGUCGAGGUUGUGUGUCGUUGUACAGUGCCUCCAAACGAUACCACAACAUCCGAUCCCAAAUGAAGAGUUCGGAGCAAAAUGGUUAGAGAGACACGUUACCUGUGGGUUGGAAAUCUGCCGGAAAACAUCCGAGAGGAUCGCAUCAGGGAGCAUUUCAAACGGUAUGGACGCGUGCAGAGCGUCAAGCUGCUGCCACGGGGCGAGGUGUGCCCUGUGGACGGAGGUUCCAGCAGUACCCUUGGCGAGAGCAAUGAGGGCGGUUCCGGUUCGAGUUCAGGCGGCAGCGGGGGCGGCGGCGGGGGCGGCGGUUCCUCGUCCAGCGGUGUGUGCGCGACGGUGGCGUUCAUGGAUAUCAAGUCCGCAGCGAAGGCUCACGCGACUGAGCACACGCUGGACGAUCGAGUCCUUACCGCACAGUACUACGAACCGCAGCAUCUUCAGCACAGGUUCCCCUCUCAUGGAAGUUCAGAGGAUCAUGGAUCCAACGGCGGUAGCGGGGGAGGAAGUAGCGGAACAGGCGGCGUUUCCGGCGGUAGCAGCGGUAGCGGGAGCACCGGUUCCGGGGUCGGCGGCAACGGCGGCGGCGGUGAACGAGGAGAGAGGGGAAGCGAGGGUUUCGACUCACGUGGUUCCCACGGCAGCUUCUACGGUAGCGAGAGGAGCAACCGAGUGGUUGGCACCGGGAGCGGCGGCGUCGUCGGCGGCAGCGGCAGCGGCAGCGGCGUCGUCGGCGUCGGCGGUCAUCCAACGGAUUCUUCGACGGGGGACCCUAGCGGUUACAUAUCCCGCCGUCCACCACCUACGAGCUCCUACCACGUGACAUCGAGCAGGGCGAGGGAUCGGCUAUACCCGAGGACCGGCCCGUACGUCUCCGGGCCGCCGCCCCCGCCCCAUUUAGACCGUCAUCGUGGAAGUCUCCCGCCGUCGUCUUGGUCAACGUACGAGCCGACGAGUUCAAGGUAUGGCAGCGCACCGCCGCCACCCUCGCCUGCCACCAAUGACUCUUACCAAGAUGAACAAGGAUACCUUUUAAGCCGGCGUGUAUCCCAUUUCCGUCAUAUCUUUUCUCCUGUAGGAGGUGGCGGAGGUGGUGGUAGCAGUAGCACUGGUGCUCUGCGACAGCACAAAAAACAACGCAGAAAAUCACGCAGCGGGAGCAGCUCGCCGAGCGGUAGCAGUCGCUCCGGAAGUAGCAGCAGCAGUCGGAGCGGUAGCUCGGGUGGCAGUACUUCCGGAGGUAGCACAUCGCCCGGUAGUUCACCACAUCGAACGAGCAAUGUAUCCGUCAUAGAGGAUCGCAGGCCAGUGGCCAUCUGCGUGAGGAAUCUACCGAUUCGCAGCAGCGAUUCCUCCCUCAAAGACGGCCUUUUCCAUGAGUACAAGAAGCACGGCAAGGUGACGUGGGUGAAGGUUAUUGGCACAGCCAAUGAGAGAUACGCCCUAGUCUGCUUCAGGAAGCCCGAGGAUGUCGAGAAAGCCCUCGAGGUUUCGCAAGAUAAGCUCUUCUUUGGAUGUAAAAUUGAAGUGGCCCCUUAUCAGGGCUACGAUGUCGAGGAUAAUGAAUUCAGGCCGUAUGAGGCGGAGCUCGACGAGUAUCAUCCGAAAGCGACGAGAACGCUGUUUAUCGGGAACCUUGAAAAGGAUGUUACUGCGUCCGAACUCAGGAAGCAUUUUGAACAAUUUGGCGAGAUAAUAGAAAUUGACAUUAAGAAACAAGGCGCCGUAUCGAGUUACGCUUUCUGUCAGUAUUCGGAUAUUGGUAGUGUCGUUAAAGCCAUGAGAUCGAUGGACGGUGAACAUAUAGGUGCGAAUCGAAUCAAACUCGGAUUCGGAAAAUCAAUGCCCACACCCUGCGUUUGGGUUGAUGGCAUUGGAGAUUGCACAUCCGAGAAGUUUUUAAGCUUGCAAUUCAAUACAUUUGGACCGACAACUCAGGUAGUGAUAGAUCGUGAACGUGGCCAUGCUUUAGUCUUUUUCGAUCAAAUAAGCUGCGCUCAAGCUGCCGUGAAAGAGAUGAGGGGAGUCACGGUUCGCGGCCGUCGUUUGCAGAUCGAUUUCGCGUCGAGAGAAUGUCAAGAAACUUUUUACGAACAUCUCGAGCGUCAAGGAAAUACUAGUGAAAAACCUUGGGACUCGAGACCUUCGCCAGCGUCGUCGUUUGACAUAACGAUUCCUUCUAGGCGGGAGCGCAACAGCUUCGAUUCUGCAGUCACAGUGCCGAGUUCGAGCAACAGAUUCACGCGCUAUGAUACGCCCCCGCGAUCUAGAACGACCAACUAUUCGCGGACUUCCGGAGGCAGUACACCAGGCGCGAGUCCAGCUCAUCCGACAGCAUUGUCACGAAGUAAUAGACGAUCCUAUCAAGAUUCCUAUUACGAUGGUGAUUAUGCCGAACCGGCGUCGAGACGUUUUCGCAGUUACGAUGAAUUUAGUCAAGGCAGCGGUGCAAGUCACGACGAUUACCAGAGCAGCGUACUCAGCGACGGCAAACUUAACGACGACGAUUGUCCGCCACCGUCACGACGUCACGCAGUGCAAAGUGUUGUUACAAGUAUCGACCCGCCUGCGCCACCGCCACCGUUAUUACCUCCGCCCGAUAUUCGGCAUCUCCAGAAGGAACGCGUCCAUUUGUUGGAGCAACUUGAGGAGUGCCAUAGUAGCGGCGAUGAGGUCGGUUUCGUGUCAAAGAAACGCGCAAAACUCGAUAACUCAUCGACGACAAUACUCUGCGAAGACGAGGAGCCGGAAAUUGCGUCGUUACUCGUUACCUCGCAUUCUAGUAGAAAAGGAAUGGAUUUUAGACGCGUUAGUGAUAGCAAAGUAGUAGUGCACCAUAGCACAAGGAGAGGUAGUUGCGAGGGUAGAGGUCCUGGACCUUGUAAGCGUCGUCGGGAUGCUACUAGCAGACAUCAUGAACACCACGAUGGAUCUCGACCAGGCACGCCUCUCGUUGACGAACGGCCGGAAAAUUUGAUACCGAGCGAGCCAAGAAGAUUCAGAGAAAGGAGUCACGAGGGUCCAUUGUCGUUACCUUUACCGAGGUUUGCGGCACAAAUGUUAAACAACAACAAUAAUACAAGCAGUAGUAACAACAAUAAUGGCAGCGGCUCUCGAUCGAACAAUGCAAGCCUUGCUAAAAUUGCUAGUCCUCCGUGUGCCAGUUUAUCUACUGCACCAAGUCCUCGUGCCGCACCGCAACCGCCGGCUUCGCCACCUCCCAGACAUACCAGUUCGAGCCCGACCAGUUCUGACAGUGAGACAGCGCCGCAAUCUCCUAGUCUGGAAGAAAGGAUACGCUCUCUGGAUGAAAAAUAUGAAAAGUGGUCCGGUUCGAGAGCAUUGAGUGCCGCCGGCGGCGAUGCUCUGGCGAAACUCGAUGCCAGCGCUUCGGAAAGAUUCCGAUUUCGGCAUAAAUUGCUCGAUUUGGAUCUCCACGAAGUGCAACCUUCCGAUAUCGUGAAAUCGGUCCUCGCGAAAAGGAGUGUGUUCGAUGAAGACUCGAAGCGAUUGGAAAACUUUAGCGAAAAAUACGAACCGCGGGAAUUCACUGGUGUUAUUGGCGUUAGUUCUAUGAUCGGUAGCACUGCUGGUCUUACAUCCACUAGUGAUGGUGGCUGUACCAGCAAAGUUUGUCUGCAGUAUCCGUUUCCUAGUCAUCCGCCGAUACAGCCAGCCAGCGGUACUUCGGUUACCAGUCAAAUCGGUAUUAAUACAUCAUUACCUGCGAGUUUAACUUCGACAACGACCAUAGUCUCGUCGGCACUAAAGACCGAUCCACGAAUGGUGCAACAUAAUUGCAUACAUCCAACGCCAGCAACACCGAUCACACCUGGUACAUCUAUUAAGACAGUUAGUCCCGAGUUGCCGCCAGUUUCUCUGCCGAUCGGCCUUGGAACGGCAGCUAGUAACAGUAAUGGUAGUGGUUUAGCGUCAGCCAGUAGUCUUUUAAGCAACAACAAUGGUAGUAUAGGUAACAUUCACAGCCUCGGAACCUCGACACAUCGAGGAUUGAGCAUCUCCGCGACUACCGCGUCACCCACGAUGACAGCGGCGACGGAUGCUUUCAACUCAACUGCAAUAACCACAGCGAUGCCUGUUAUAACGUUGAGUGCGACAACUUCGUCAACGACAGUAGCAACGACAACGAUGUCUGCAACAGGCGUGGUAUCUUCCAUGACUAUUACCAGUUCGAUAGCUCCACCGUCUUCCAUAACGUCCUCAUCUAAUUCUUCCUCUUCAUCAUCAUUAUCUGCAUCUUCCACAGAUUUGCCUCGUUCUCGUUUGAGGAAGGAAACGAGCGGUAGCAAUCGAGAGAAUAGAGACUCCCGCGAUGGGAGGGAUAGCAGAGAGUCGAAACAUAGUAAGGGUAAAGAUUGUCAAAGAAGAUCACGGAAAGAUGAAAUCGACGUCGAAAGAAACCGUAAAGAUAGGGAUGAAAAAGAAAGCACGAAUGUUGUGGUGAAUGACGUCGGAAAUACGGAUAAUCACAGCAAGGAUUUUAAAGAUAACAAAGAACUGAGGUACGAACGAAAAGAACGAGAAGAAAAAGAAAGGAGAGAUAAAGAUGAUCGUGAUAGACAAGAACGAAGGGAUAAAGAAGAUCGUGAUCGACAGGACAAAAAAGAAAAAGAAGAACGCGAAAGGCGUGAAAAAGACGAGGAGAGGCGAGAAAGAGAGAGACUUGAUAAAGAACGACAGGAGAAAGAUAGAAGAGAGCGAGAAGAAAGAGAACGGGAAAGAAAAGAAAGGGAAGAAAAUGAAAUUAAAGAAAAGGAGAAACGGGAGAAAGAACGUAUCGAUCGUGAGAGAAGAGAACGAGAGGAGAAGGAGCGGCAAGAAAGGCGAGAACGCGAAGAGCGUGAGAGGAGAGAACGUGAAGAACGCGAAAAGAAAGAACGGGAAAUUCGCUUAGAGCGCGAAAAGCAAGAAAAGGAACGUCUUCGAAGAGAAAGAGAGGAACAGGAAAGAAGGGAAAAAGAAGAACGAGACAGGAUAGAACGAGAAAGAAGAAGAGAAGAAAAAGAACGUCUCGAACGGGAAAGAAAGCGAGAGAAGGAAGAAAAGGAGAGAUUAGAGCGCGAAAGGCGAAAAGAAAAGGAAGAAAGGGAAAAGAUGGAAAAAGAGAAACGCGAGAAAGAAGAACGAGAGAGACUCGAAAAACUCGAGAGGGAAAAACAUGAGAGGGAGAAGCGACGGGAACGCGAAGAUCAAGAAAGGCGAGAGAAAGAAAAGGCUGAACGCGAAAAAAGGAGAGAUCGCGAGGAAAAGGACAAAGAGAAGAGGGAACGCGAUGACAACAGACGUCAAUCAACCGAGAAUCAUUUGCAUUCCUCUGUUACGCAGUCUCAAAAUCAGGUUACUCCGGCACCGGUAUCGGUCAAACGCAGAUGCUCGUCGCAAGAUUGUCCCACGGACGAGGAUGCUAAACGUAUAAAACUUUCGGACCAUCGACGCGACAGUAAGGAUCGGUCUAGACAAAAUAGGAGAUCCGAAGAUCGUAAGCAUCGCAACGACUCGCAUCGUUCUAGUCGAGAGAGCAGGGAGAGUCGUGAUAGUAAAGAAAGCAGCAGUGCGACACAGGACGGUGAAUCCGUGACCCGAGAAAACAACUCGAGAGAUAGUGGAAAUAAGGAGAAACAGAGGAGUAAAAAGAAUCGAUCGGAGAAGGAAUCGAGAGAACGUAGUCCAAGAGUAUCGCAUGAAUCCGAUAAAGAAUUUUUGUCAAGGUUGGAACUUUCCAAAAGAAAUGAUUCGACUCUGUCCGAGCAAAGUUCCAUGGGGUCGAAUCAUACAAGAGAUGUGCAGCAUCAUCAACAGCAACAGUCUUCUACAUUGAAUUCACACAGUGACGUAGACGAUGGUCCCCUCUCCACUCAUGAAAUACAAACGGUAAGAAAUCCAUCGGCCACAGAUACAGAUAGCGAUGAGCCGAAGAAGCACUCGAUUUUUGACAUUGUCGAUGAUGAGCCUGCUUACAUCAGUAUGUAUGAUAAAGUGAAAGCUCGUUCGACGAAAAAUAUGCAAAAACUAGAAGAGGAGAAGCGUCAAGUGCGAUUAAAGGAUAAAUUUUCGCAAUUGAAGCAAAGUCGCGCCAGGCGAGAAGAGAAGAAGCAGAGUACAUCGUGGGACGGAGAUUCCGUGAGUAGCAAAGCUCUGACUGAGGACGAAGCUACUUCCGAAUCGGAUUCGACGAGAACCAAGUCUCUCUCCAGAAAAGGUUCGCGAUCUCGCAUUCAUUCUGAUACGAGUGAAGAGGAGGAGCCAUUUAAUAACAAAGUUCGCAAGCCUGUAAAGACUGAAAGAUUCCUCGAGAGUGAUGUCGAUCUUGGCUUUGCCGAUACGGAGGAGAAGCAAAAUCCAUUAGAAGCCUCAAAUGUCAUUGUGAAUAGCGUACACACGAACAUUAAGGAAGAACCUCGUACAUCCGACGAAGACGAACGAAUCUCGGUUAGUUUCCGUACGAAUCAUCCGACAAUAGUGGUAAACAAUCACGAGAGAGAUUCACGAAAGAAAUCACAUAAAAAGAAACAGAAACGCCAAAAGAACAGUAUCUCGAGUGAAAAUAAUUUGAAGGUGGAACCGACAGAGAUUCUAGAACAUAAAAAUAAAACCAAUCUCAUUACGUCGUCGAAUGCAGAGUGUCGACCAAAUCAUGGCACGGAAUUGACCACUAUUACCGCCGCUACAACUAUAGUCACGACAGGAUUAGAAAACGCUGAAGAAAGAAUGCGCGCCGAUAAGAAGCAACGUAGUAAAAAGGAUAAGAGGCGCGAUCGGAAUGGAGAGGAGAAGGCCAAAGCGAGGCGAAAGAGGCUCAACAGACAAGAAGCAAGAGAUUCUCAACGUAUGGAGGACAUUUUCGGCCCUCUCUCGGAUGAUGUUGACGAUGGUCCAUCUAAUACUCACACGUUCUUCAAUAGAUUUAGCAAUAUGACAUCGGAGAACAGUGUUUAUGCUUCAGACAGUGACGGUGGUCGUAGUUCGCUCGACAUGGACAGGACAAGACGAAAGACGGAGAAGAAACGACGCCAUCAGCCAGAAGAUGAAAAUAGUGUCGAUUUGGCCGAAGCUGGCCGGGAGAUCGAAGCGAAACUUUUAGGUAUGCCGAGUUCUCCGAAGUCCGCUCCCGUGUGCACUACCGAGCCCAGCGAUCACGAUGUCUUUCGAUUCACCGAUGAUAAUGACAGUGUUGAGCCGUCAACACCUUCGACAGCACCGGAAAAGGUCAAAGAAAAGAAGAAGAAACGGAAGAAAUCGAAAGAAGAACGCAAUCGGAAGGAUUAUCACCAUCACCACCAUCAUCACCAUCAUCAUCACGAGAAGAGUGGUGAAUUACCUUAUCUAGGCGCCGAACCUAGUCCACCGAGAGCGAGUAGUCCAUUAGUAUCUAAGACGAUAUCAUCCAGUUUGCCCGCACCUAGAGAGACAUUAUUGAGCCCGAUACCUAAAACGACUUCCAACGUGUCAACCGUAUCAUCGAUAACCACUCCGGUUGUAAGUGAUAUUCAAACCUCUAAAUCAGAGAAAAAGAAGGACAAAUUUAUACCCGGUUUUGGAAUAGAAAUAGACGAGACAAUUCACGAGAAUGCUGUGAAGAGUAUCUCGGAGCCUGACGAGAAGGACAGCAAUUGUCAAUCGCGUGGCAGCAGAGAAGAACCAGAAGUACCUGUGCCAACAACACCACCGGCUCAAAACGAAGACAAGCCGCGAGUAGCAAUAUCACAGGAAGAAACUGAAGACGCUGUUGCCGCGUUACUCGAAGAAACGUUCGGCGCUUCGACGGAGGACUUCUCUUACGAGGGUGAGGAAGAAGAAACCGAAACUGACGGAAUUACCGGAGCUCCGACCGAGGCUCCUCAAGAAGAUGUCGAAGAAAUGCAACAAGCUGUUGAAAGUUUGAACGCUUCAACAGUGGAAGGCGACGCGGAUCUAAAGCCAGAUACACCGCAGAGCGAACACGAUCUACAAAUUGACACGGAUACAGAGGAGGAUCCGAAUUACGAGACGGUCGAUUUGACGCAACCGCCAAAAACACCGGACAUACCGUCAUUCUACAAGUCUCCGACGAAAACGCUGAAUGUGACGCCUGUCUUAACAACGCCUGAAAAAUCAAUCGAAAUGCGACUACCGCCCACGGUAGUUACUAAACCACAAAGUCCACCGAGUUCCGUGAUCGCUCAUUCUUGGACUUUGAACGAGCACAAGCCGCGCGAAUCCGUCAAGUUAGAAACCACAGAAUCGGACAUUAAUAUCGCUAGUCCGGAAAGAACGGUACAAGUGCAGAGACCAUCCGCGUCGCCACCGCCACAAUACAAGCAACCUAUGUUGGUGCCGUGCAGCGUACCGAUUACGAGUGAAAUGCCAAAAUCGCUCUCCGUUGCAAGUUCACGACCAUCGCCGAUUACGAUGCAGCCUCUGUAUCAGAGGCUUCCCGUGUCUCCGCAAUCUCAGAUGGUACCCAUGCGCCAAGCCUCCCCGAAAAUGCAAACGACGACUGUUUCUUGCUCGUCAACUUCCAAUACGACACCAUUGCCACCGUUAGUUCCGUCAAGAAUACCACCUUUGGUACCAUCGCAGUCAUCGCCGCGCAUUUCUCAGCCUCUUUCGCCCAACGGACAAUGGUCGCGGAAUCCUGCGUUAAGUCCACACGUACCUAACGUGGGUAAGAGAAAAGCUUCGCCACCACCUACCAAGAUCGCGGUAUGCGUGCCUAUCCCUGCUCAUAGACCGGAGGCGCCAGUUCAACAAAUUUAUUCGACCGCGGCGACUCAACAGCCAGUAAUACAGCACGCCUCGGGAAUGUUGGCACCUGCACCCGGUUAUCCUCGCGGUGGUUUACCGCCGUUGACCUUGAAUAUUCCACCACGACCUUAUAUGCCUGUACCACCGUUAGCGUCCGGUAUACAGGUGAAAAAUUCGCGCGAUUCCUCUUUAGGUGGCAAAUCUGUAAUCGAGACGCUACUACCGGUAAAUCCGAAUGAGCCGUCGCAGAGAUUGGAAGAACCAAAAUUGUCGCCCGCUAUUAUACCUGAAUCAACCAACAAAGCGUCUACUUCGCCUAAGGUUCCAUCACCGAAUCAACCGCCCACAUAUAUACCCGAAACAGCGAAGAUCGAGAUCAAUGCCAGUACGUCUAGUCCGGUAUUUGGCAAGCCAGCUUACGUCACGGACAGCUACACGAUGUCAUCUAGAACGCAGAAACAAAUUUCUGUGUCUAUUACAGACGGUAAUCUGCUGUCGCCCAGACAGAAACAAGAAGUGUCAAAUCUUCAACUUUUAACUACGCACGUACCUUCCACGCCCAGCCCUGUAAUCGUGGCUCACGGUCAAUCUCACCUACUUCACAAGUCGGUGCAUACUCUAGGUCCACCGAAUGUUUCUUCUCCAAAUCAAUCGUUAAUAAAGACUGUAGUACCUAUAGUUCCUCAGCAAAUAACGGCGAGCGCGCCAUUAUCAAUAUCCGGCGACAAAUCCGUCAUCCCGCAAACGCCUUGUCAGAGACAGUCGCCUGUUUCUCAAGGUCAAUUAGUUAAAUCUCACAUACCUCUGGUGUCUACAGAGUCGCAGACGAUCAUAACCAGAGUAGUAUCAUCGACCGCAUCUUCUAUAUCGACGCCAUUGAUGAAUGAAUGUUUAGACCAACGCAUCCAAGGACAACAAUUGGAAGUAGACGCUGAAGCACAGAUUAAUCAAACUGCUCAACCGAUGCAACUUACACCACCUAUACAGUCAACCCAACCAAUCGAUGGGAUAAAACAGGAACCAGUCGAUGUUAAACAGGAAGAUACAGUAGACGAAACUGAAUAUAUUAUAGCCGCGCCCGAGGAACUUUUGAAUCAACCCAGCGUAGAAAAUGAUGUAAAACUAGAAAAACAAGAAAUAGUAAUUAAGACAGAGAAUGCGCCAUGCAUUCCAAAAGUCGAAGUUGCCGAUGUACUGAUCGCAACGAAACUCGAAACGGAAACUCCUAUAAAAUUGGAACCUGUAAAUGAAAUUAAAGAAGAGAUUAAGGAGAAUGAUGAGAUGGAGUUAGACGAAGAGGCAGUAGAAGAUCCGUUGAAAGAACCGAGCACGGAUCCUCUUGCUAUUGAUUCUAAAGAAGAUCCGAUUGAUAGUAAAGAGGAUAGCGACUAUUGGUCCGCGAAGGAAGUAAACAUCGAAAGCGUAAUAAAGAAAGUCGAUGCUCUGUGCGACGGUGAGGGUAAUGAUGGCGAUGACGAAGCGCAACAGAACGAAAGCGCGAACAGCGACUCGCACGAUACAAGUAAGAAUGAAUCAGAUUGGUUUGAUCCCGUGUCAUCGAUAGAGGGCGAGAGUAAAAAGAACUUUGUAACAACUGACGAACACGACGAGAGUAUGGAAACGUGCGAAAAUGAGUCUACGAGGAGUCGUCGUGGCAGAGCGAAGAGUAGACGCGGCAGUCGUGGCGGGGUCACCACCAGGCGAGGUGGCAGGAACGCGAGCACUGUCUCUCACAGACGAGGUGGUAGAAGUUCCCGAGGUAGCAAACAUCAUGUUGAGAAGAAUAAAUUGCCUGCUGAUGUUUACGAGUUCCAUGACGACAGCGAGGAGGAUAACGCCGGUCGUCCGCGACUUAUUCUCACUAUUAAAUCUCCCGGACCAAACGUAACAGGAUCCAAUGCGCAACCAGCGAUUCCCGUGGCCGCGGUUAAGGAAAUACCGCCGGAAGAGUUUGUUUCUCCGGCUGCUAAUACGAGGAAAUCAAGAAGAUUGGCGGAAAGAGACGGUAGUCGCAAUACGGUCGACGAUGUCAUCGAGGAUGUUGUCCGUGGAUCACCUGCGAAUAAAGGAUUGGUCAGCAGCGCCGCCGGGAAUGUGCAUGCCACCAGGCGAAGUACUAGACACAACAAUGCUCCUCGCAAUACGACGGUGCAACCUAUUGCGCCACUGACAACGGAACUUCGUAAAUCACCUAGAGGCAAUCGUAAGACGGCGAGGCGAACAUCCGAGAAUAACGAGGAUAGCGGAGAGGAGAAGGCGAAGGAAGUAGUCGUGACGUCGCAAGAGAUAUCGAUAAAAGAAGAACCAAAACCGGCUCAACCGGAAAGUCCAAAAACGGAGGAACCGGCUCAAAUUGUUGUCACAUCGGCGCCGCAGAAGACAGUGUCGCUCGAACCGAUGACGUUGAUCGAUCCAGUCACGGGAAUGUUGAUACCUAUGAGGGAAUCCGAGGAGGGUCAAUAUAUACCAGUAUCCGCGGCAUCCAGUCAGGUGCAAACUAUCAAUAGGACACCAUGCGAACCUCGAAGCAGUGGAUUAGUCAACGCAAGUUCGACAAAUGAAACGCCACGAGUGAAAUCCGAAAAUUCUCCGUUAGUAAUAGCAGCGGAGCCGAAGAAAGAGGUCGUUAUAGAACAUCCACCUUGUCAAUCGACACCAACACAGCCGGUCCAACCGCACACUAGCGUGAUUACGAAACCACAAUCCCCGACAGUACAAGUGCAAGUUACCUCUACCAUUACUAUUGCGCAAUCUUCUACGACAACCACGACUAUUGUCACUACUGUGACUGCGACGUCUGUAGCAUCAACUACAACGGCUCAACCUACCUCUUGUUCCUCGCAGACGAAACCUACGAGUCUUAAGGCGCACGUCUUAAACGCUAGCAAGCUCGUGACUUCGGCUCAGCAGCAGGUUGUCAUCACGAAACCGGUGGCUCCAAGCUUGCCUAACCAAACGAUAGUACAAAACAUCGUCAAGUCAUCCGCGCAAGCGAUACAGGGCCUCAAUCUGCAGAUACCACCUAGCAGAGUCGUGUCGCCCAGCUUAAGUCCGCGUGCGAAACAGGCGGCGCAAUUGACGCCAGUGAACACAGGCGUGAAGCAAGGUCAACCCAUGUCACCCGUACUCAACAACACCGGAGCACCGCCUAAUCCUAAACAACAUCUUUUGCAAGCCGCCAAGCAACAAACGCCAACGAUAGUAAACAUGUCGCAAAAAAUGCCAAUAAAUAUGCAUCCUGUUAGUGUAAACGUUACCAGAAUGCACCCACCGGUCUCGCAGCCCACCGCUCUCAAGGGUAUUAAUGGACAACCUCAUCCAAUUAAUCCAAAGACACAUUUACUGCAAGCUGUAGUUCCACCGAUUGUUACCGGGAGUUCAUCUACGCAACCGCAUCUCGUUAAUCCACAGCCGAUUUCAACCGGCAGUACCCGGCCACCGGUACCAAAAACUCCUGCCACUGGAACAAUAGAACCGCAAAAAGUAGAAGUGCCGAUGUCUGGUUGUAUCAUGAUGCCAACUGCGAGCCCGCAAAGUCGCAGUGUACCGAUGCCAACGUACGAGGCUCCAUUGCACGGAAGUACAGGUGCUACUCCACCAGGGGGUCAGUAUGGUCUUGUCCCCCCGCAUCGAUCCCAGAGUCCUCCAUUGCCUCCACCUGCCCAUCAUCACGUUAAUACUUCACAGAAUGAAGUUGUCAAUCAUUACGGAGGACUGACUCGUGGCGGAGAGCUGCCACCUCAUUAUUUACAUUCUCAGAUGUUACAAUACCAAUAUCAUCUCCGUGCGCAACAGGAAGCGUUAACGGCACCUCGCAUAGCUUAUCACAUUCCAGGGACAAGAUCUCCGCAUCUACCUUUAGAUCCGAAACUCGAGACCGGCAUAGAGGACAGUCACAGUCCUCCUUUAGAAUUGAGGCGAGGAACGAGAACACCUCAAGAUCGUACCACCGAUAGUCCACAAGUUGCUCAAGUUUAUAUGUUACACGGAAGAUUACCACCUCCACCGCCGCAGUAUAAUGCGGGAAGUAAUCCGUCAUUACCCGGCACUCCGGCUGGUGCUAGAGCAGGUUAUUACGAACCACCGCCCGCUCAUUUACGUUCUCAAUAUCCGAUGGCUGCCAGUGAAGCGCCACCUGAAAUGGGCAGAGCUGCCACGCCGGAGAGAUGCAGAAAACAUCAUGUCGUCACGCCACCACCGUAUGCGUCUCAGGUGCCACCGCAAGCGGAUACGUUUCAGAUGUUACUCCAACGUUACCCGGUUAUGUGGCAAGGUUUAUUGGCGCUCAAGAACGAUCAAGCAGCGGUACAAAUGCAUUUUGUUUUCGGCAAUCCUAACGUGGCCAGAGACAGUUUGCCAUGUAACAGCGAUGGUUCCACACCACCAUUGAGAAUAGCUCAAAGAAUGAGAUUGGAACAAACUCAAGUUGAAGGCGUAGCGAGAAAGAUGCAGACUGAUAACGAACAUUGCAUGUUGUUGGCAUUACCUUGUGGUCGUGAUGAAGUAGAUGUAUUGCAACAAAGUAAAAAUCUUCAAACAGGAUUUAUCAUGUAUCUCCAACAAAAACAAGCUGCUGGAAUCGUAAACAUUGCCGCACCCGGAUCGCAACAGCCGGCAUAUGUAGUUCACAUUUUCCCGUCUUGUGAUUUCGCGCAUGAAAAUUUGGCAAGGAUUGCACCGGACCUACUUCAUCGUGUCGCAAAAAUUGCUCAUUUACUAAUCGUCAUUGCUACGGUUUGAGACCGAUUAUUGAUCUACCGGAUUACGAUUUAUCCGUAUGUCUCGUCUUCACGCACCGCAGGACGCUUCAUACCUGGCAUGAAGCCUGGAGUGUCCGCUUGACACGCGCGUAGUUAUGCGACAAAAAGCAGGAUGCGCAUUCAAAAUGAAGAGCUCCUUAUCCGGAGUUGUAUCAGUGACAAUCAAAUGGAACCCGGCGGGGUAAACUGAUCUUUAGAUCGUAGGCCUAAAAACGGGGCACGAGGUUGUGCGGUGAAGUGAGGUUAGCACCUUCAAAUGCGUUGGUCAUCAUCGUGCGUACCUCCCUUCGAUGAAAUUCGCGCAGGCAAGCUCGGUUCUUUCUUGCUUUUCUUCUUCUUCUUUUUCUUUGAACGGCUUGUAACUCGCGUCAAUUAUAAUACUGACAAUGUUUGUCGGAUCGACCGACAUCACUCUUGGUCUUUCUUACAAGCGGGUCAGGCACAACCCCAGCCUUUAAACAAGACCUUCGAUUCGUCAUGCGAUACUCAUUACUUACGUUCGUCCCUCCCAUAGAGAAAGCAGUAAGAAUUCAUGUCUCUUAAUGGACAAGUCAAACGCGAAGUAAAGAUAUAGAAGCAGCUAACAUACCCUAUCACUAUCAUGAGUUAUUACGAGCUAUUUCAAAUAAGGUUUAGGCGUUAAUAAUAAUAAAA
Messenger RNA from Camponotus floridanus (Florida carpenter ant), 15737 nucleotides. Its product is annotated as protein split ends. Lineage: Eukaryota; Metazoa; Arthropoda; Insecta; Hymenoptera; Formicidae. Gene Ontology annotation, cellular component: nucleus. The transcript is spliced from 13 exons. The coding region runs from base 1660 to 15063 and encodes 4467 amino acids. The record is from RefSeq and is a predicted model, not a curated record. Gene Ontology annotation, biological process: regulation of transcription by RNA polymerase II. Gene Ontology annotation, molecular function: mRNA binding.